Messenger RNA from Tuber aestivum (summer truffle), 1812 nucleotides. The record is from the annotation of a GenBank genome assembly. Lineage: Eukaryota; Fungi; Ascomycota; Pezizomycetes; Pezizales; Tuberaceae.
AGAAGAAUCACUACUCCCCAACUCCUCUUCCCCUCACCCUCUCACCCCACUACAAACCUACGAUACUCCACGCAUACACACAGUGGAUCCAAUAUGUUCCGGCAAGAGCCAGUGAAACGUCCGCGAGCGAUCGACUCGAAAAAACAUUGGGCGGGAGUAGACAUUGAGCAAUUGUUCUACCCGCACCGUCUAAACUUCUACAAUACCCCUCCUACAAUGGAAAUUACUCUGGAUGAGUUCGAGCAAUGGGCCAUCGACAGGUUAAGAAGUCAGUCACUUUCAUACCCAGAACUUCCCUUAAUAAUUUAGCAACCUGGAUGGUAUGGUGGGGGGCUGAUUUAUGUGGGAUGAUGCACAGUCCUUGGAGAAAUCGAAUCCUGCCUCUACCGGAACAUGACCCCGAAAGAGCUCAGCGUUGCCAUGAAAGAUCCCCUCAAGAAUUUUCUCCCACUCGGGGCGAACACCGCAGUGGGAGGAUCCAAACCCCAGGAUGGCAGAGCCAACAAGCGUCAAGAGGAGCGACGGAAAGACCACUACUCACACUACAUCCUCCGAUUGGCAUUCGCGCGGUCCGAAGACCUACGGAAGAGAUUCCUAGCGACCGAGACGGUCCUCUUUAAGUUGCGGUACAAUAGCGAUGAUGACAAAGAGCGGCGGGAGUUUAUCGAGGGUUUGGGAUUUGAUUGGGAAUAUUUGUCGUUUGAGGAGAAGGCGGCCAUGCGGGAGGACUUGCUUGCUGGAACAGGGACGAAGAGCAACGACGCUGAUGCCGUUUUUGAGGCUACGUUUUUCAAGGUUGAUUGGGAGAGGGUGUACGAUCUUGUUGAUCAGAGGAAAGUGCUUUUGCGUGGGGGGAAGGCAUAUGUACCAGAGUCGCAGCAACCUUCAUUAGUGAUUGCAGAGUUUACGGCGAGGCUGGAGAAGGCACUCGAGGCAUGUUCGCUUCUUCCUAUGCCAAGUACUUUUCCUGUUGCAUGAGAAAUAGAUCUAACGAUAUCAAUACAGCUCACCGCCCGAGCCCUCCCAAGACUCGACGAAGACGACCGUCUAAUCCCCAUCCUAAACCACCUCUCCCGCGGUUUCACAGCGCCAGAAUACAACACCGGCACGAUCGCCACAACUCUCAAUGGCGCCAGCCUAACCGCAGCUGUAAUCGACGAUCUAGUCCAGUACUUUCCCAUGUGCAUGCGGCAACUGCACACCACCCUCCGCCGGGAUAAGCACCUCCUGCACAACGGCCGUCUCCAAUACACCCUCUUCCUAAAAGGCGUAGGCCUGAGCGUCGACGAAGCCCUCACCUUCUGGCGCAAAGCCUUCUCCCGCAUUGACGAUGACGAGUUCCAGAAAAAAUACCGUUACAACGUCCGCCACUCCUUCGGCCUUGAGGGAACACGAAGGAACUACAAGCCCAUGUCCUGUCAGCAGAUCCUAACGGAGAGACGCCCAGCUGCGAACCAGGUCCACGGGUGUCCUUACAGGGAGGUGGCGAUCGACAAUCUGGUCGUAGGACUGGGCACUAUGGGCAUCAGCGAUAGGGACGUUAUCAGACAUGUCCGCGAAGACGUCGAAGCGAAGAAGUACCAUGUUGCCUGCAGUCGCGUGUUCGAACAUACACACGCCAAGGAGCUCAAGCGGGAGAAGGAGGCUAGUGGCGGGUCGGGGAGGCUCACGGAGAAUAUUAUUCACCCGAAUGAGUACUUUAUUCGCAGUUUUGGCCUCAAGAAUCCCGGGAGCGUGGAGGCUACUACCUCUGCUGCCGCCCCUGCUGCUGUUGCCAGCGGUGUAAGCGGGCAAAGUAUGGAGCUGGACUGA